AUGUUCUCCUGGCGAGGGUUCCUAUUCGGCCCUCCAUAUGCUGAUAGCUUUGAAUCUGCGACAAGAUUUGGGUCCAUUUUUAUAAACGCCCUGGGCGUCGUGCUGGUGCUUGUAAUUCUGUUGGAGGAGGUCGGUCUCACGUCAGAGGCUGUCCGCUGGUCUGCUGAAGGCAUUUGGUUCGCAUGCGCAAUCAUCUUCGCGGCUGUGCUCGCCUACGGUCAUUGGUGUCGGGUCCCCCCACGGCCCGACGGGUCAAAUCCCAACCGGGGCCAUUCAGGAUACGGCGACACUUUCGAUAAUGGCACCAAUCUGGCGGACGAAGUGUCUUGCAACAAGGUUUCAGUUUCUGUUGCUUACGCACAGUCCACAUGA
This is a messenger RNA of Symbiodinium natans, 372 nucleotides long. Lineage: Eukaryota; Dinophyceae; Suessiales; Symbiodiniaceae. The record is from the annotation of a GenBank genome assembly.